Molecule: messenger RNA, 1701 nt
Organism: Amblyraja radiata (thorny skate)
Lineage: Eukaryota; Metazoa; Chordata; Chondrichthyes; Rajiformes; Rajidae
Product: U6 snRNA-associated Sm-like protein LSm1
Exons: 4
Coding region: 31-453 (140 amino acids)
Biological process (GO): deadenylation-dependent decapping of nuclear-transcribed mRNA
Cellular component (GO): P-body; Lsm1-7-Pat1 complex
Molecular function (GO): mRNA binding
Source: RefSeq, a predicted model, not a curated record
GGGGAGAGGCCGUGUUGUCCCUUACAGAGAAUGUGUGUGAAAGGUGCAGCAAUGAACUACAUGCCAGGGACCGCCAGGCUGAUCGAGGAUCUAGACAAGAAACACCUGGUACUGUUGCGCGAUGGACGGACCUUGAUCGGAUUCCUGAGGAGCAUCGAUCAGUUUGCUAAUUUGGUGCUCCACCAGACUCUGGAACGGAUUUAUGUGGGUCAGAAAUACGGAGACAUCCCUCGUGGAAUAUUCAUUGUGAGAGGCGAGAAUGUUGUCCUGGUGGGCGAGAUAGAUCUGGACAAGGAGAGCGCAUCCACCCUCCAGUGUGUGACCGUCGAGAAAAUUCUGGCAGAUCUGCGGCAGGAGAAGGAGGCCAGGAGCAGGGCGGAGAAGCUGAAGAUCCAGGCGUCCAAGGAGCGUGGGCUAAUGCUUCCCUACCCGGACUCCCUGGAUGAUUACUAGAGAUGAUGGAGUGGGAACAAGCACGCCAUCUUCAACUUGAGAACCUGAGGACAUAACAUGGUGUAAAUUUUCCCAACUCCUGUAACGUUAGAAUUUAUUGAAGCUGUCGGAGAUAGUGUUAGCAGCUGACAAUGUUGCUCCACCAUGAUAUCUCCUGAAGUUAACCUCAGAGGUUAUAUGGGGAAAAUAUACAUUUCAAACUUAAAACCUUCUCUGGACUGGCUUUCUCAUCGUUGGCCACAAGGUGUGGAGGGAUGAUUAUUCAAUUUCGAAAUUGAUUGAAGACCUGAAGGGUCUCUUAAAUGAAAGAAAGUGUGGGCUAAAUGAUCACUAAAUUAUUGGGUCCAGUAAACAGGGAUGUGAUCUCCUCCCCUCGGUGUUAAUUGGAUAGCUGCUUGCAAUUGUGACCUCCCACCACCAUUGAUCAAAUGGCUUUGGCCAGUAUGAUCUUGCCAAACUAGUCCAGUAAGUUGGGUUGACAUUCUUUUGACUCGGUUACACUUUGUGGCAAAGGGGCUCCAUUUAUACUGUGAGGGAGUUGCAGGAUUUACACACUGAGGUAAGAGUGGUCUGUCUGUAUUGCAUAGUAGAAGUUUGGAGCCCUCCUGAUGUUUAUUAGAUCUUUCCCCAUAGAUACAUAGCCCACAAAUAUUGUCAGACAUGAUGCAUCACGAGGACCUGGCUAUGGUUGUGAUAGAAGGGAUUCAUUCCUACCAAUCGAGAACUACCAGUUCUAAAUUCCAAGUCCAGUAUAGAAAGAAGUUUACACAUAAUAGACUAGAUCCCUUCAUCGAUCUGUUCAAAGUUGGGUUGAAAUGAAGCUUGACUUCAAUCUUUUCCAGAUAGUAGAACAUUCUACAUAUCAAGCAGCAAACUGCUGUGAUUAUUUUUUUUUUCUCUCUCUCCCCCUGAAAGGAACUAUUUGGUUAAUGAUACCAAAGGCAUAUUAAUUUUCAAUAGAAGGCAGGGGCGUGUGCUUUAGAAGACCGGAGGUCUUGGGGGUGAUGGUGCUCCCACGAUCGCUCUGGAUGGAGACUUCGGGUUUCUAACAAGACAAACAGUGGCAGAGGGAAGACUGCACACCAGUACAUUUGGUCGAUGGAGCCAGGUUUGGCUUUCUUGUGCACAGGCAGAAAGAUAGUAACAGCACUCCCUUAGCUUAAAGAUUGGAUUUGGUUCUAAUGAGAAUGUGAUGCUUGCUUGUUUUCACUGUAAAUCUCAAAUAAAUUCUUCAGUUCAUCUUCAGUG